This is a messenger RNA of Prunus dulcis (almond), 492 nucleotides long. RefSeq lists its product as uncharacterized. The record is from RefSeq and is a predicted model, not a curated record. Lineage: Eukaryota; Viridiplantae; Streptophyta; Magnoliopsida; Rosales; Rosaceae. The coding region runs from base 1 to 492 and encodes 163 amino acids. The transcript has a single exon.
AUGGCAGCAUUACAACCAGGGUCGUAUGCGUUUAAAUCAGACCAGAACAAGAAAUACUUGCGCUACCAACACGAAAUCAACAACCUGCAGCAUGUUCUCCAAUUCUCUGGAGAGGAUGUUGCGAGCCAAUACGCAAAGUUCCAAGUGGAGGAGGACGAACAGAACCCCGGUCUGGUGCAUAUAAAAUCCUCCUUCAACAACAAAUACUGGAGGAGGGCAGAAGCAAGCAGUUCGUGGAUUGUGGCCGAGGCUGACAAGCAAGAGAGAGAACAAAACCAGUGGUCAUGUACACUCUUCAAGCCUGAGGUAGUCCAACUCACACCAGAUAGCGGCAACAACACCAUCGGCGUAUUCCGAUUAGUGCACAAGCAACUCGGACACUUUAUAGAGCCAUUCUCUGCAAACGGAUUUAAUUCAGUCCUCUACGCAGGCCGAGAAACCCAACCCGACAACCGAAACGUUUUCUUCAUUGUCGAAAAGCUUACAGGAUGA